Messenger RNA from Spirometra erinaceieuropaei, 216 nucleotides. The record is from the annotation of a GenBank genome assembly. NCBI's taxonomy places the organism in Eukaryota, Metazoa, Platyhelminthes, Cestoda, Diphyllobothriidea, Diphyllobothriidae.
AUGACGAGUCAGGAAGAGGAGGAGGAGGAGGAGGAGGAGGAGGAGGAGGACGAGGACGAGGAGGAGGAGGAAGAGGAUGACUGGGUAGCCACGCUCACCACCUGUAUACCUAGCGCAAGCGCAUCUACCGACACGGAGCCAGGUGUCAGCGAACUUCGAGGGCCACGGUUUGCCAGUCCUGGCAUAGCAGAUGCUUGCGGACUUUUAAUUAAUUAG